CAGAAUCACAACACGUUCAACACAAAGGAUUUAAGAUGAAGUUAAUCCAAAUAAGAUCAAAAUGGCUCCUGGUUUGUAUUAUUGGAUAUCACGUCACAUCUGGUCGAUUCGAAGUUUCUUCUCACGAGCACCUGAGGAUCCUGAUUCUUGGAGAUAAACAUGACGUCAGACGUUCUGCAGAUGUUCUGUUGGGAAGAAAAGCAACACCACAGAUUGUAAAGGGUGAAGUCAUCUCAAAUGAGAGCGACAGAAAGAUGAUGCUGAUCUUUGGACCAAACCCCUGUGAGAAGAACACAGAGACACAAGACUUUAAAACAGCUUUGUUCUUCUCGUCUCCUGGACCUCACGCUGUUCUUCUGACCCUCAAAGAUGAAGAAUGUGAAGAGUGUGAUGUACUCAAACAUGUCCAGGAGCGGCUGGGAUCUGAGGUUCUGCAGUACUGCAUCCUCCUUCUGUCUCAAGAGAACGCUGACAGCAUGACACGUAGAGCUGAAGAAACCAUCCAUGCCUGCGGAGGCAGAGUUCUCAAAAUCACACGCGCCAAACCUCUUCAGACCAAAGCUCUCAUGACACACAUCCAGAAGUUAAUCACAUUCAACAGAGAGUCAUUUUACUCCCCACCGAAAACCUUCCAAGACCCAGAGAAAAGACGUGAAGGCCUGAAUCUGACUUUAGAAGAGACGGCUGUGAUUGUAUUCUGCAGUUUAGUUUGUCUCUCGUUGACCGUUCUGGUCAUUUAUACUCAAGAGUGCCUGAAAUAUUUCACAUGGAUGAGCGGAUUUGUCCUUCUCGUUUCUUUAAGAAGAUUUCUGAGUCCAGACGUUGCCAUUCCUCUGAAUAUGGCUUUGUUCUCCUCAACAGUCUCUGCACUGGCAAUAAACAAUGAGCCAAUCAGAGAAGGCAUUACAUUGUUGCUGUUAUUUGUCAUAUUACCACCACAAAACAAAUAUAAUCUACUGAAAUCCAUUUCCUUUGUUAUUAUGUUGCUGUUAUUUAAAUAUUUGGUGUGUUUGUUGGGUUUGGGUCUGAUCUUUGGAGCAGCUAGCAUCAGGUCGUGGUCAGAUGUGCUCACAGUGUGUUAUGCUGCACGUGGCGUCAUCGUCUGUAAUAUUCUUUGCUCGUUUUAUAUUUUAAAACAUUUCUAUGUAAUAAGAGAUCACGCUGCUGUGGUGGUGCCGUUGAGUUUAUUCCUCAGCUGUAUGAUGGGUGCCAUUCUCUCAAUAGAGUUUGUGAAGGCGUUCCCUCUAACAGACAAAAUCAUCAAUAUUCUCUUCAUAUUCAUAUGCACUUAUUUCUAUUUCAAAUGGUAAACAUCUGUUUCUGUAUACUGAUGUGUUUAUAUCUGCUAGGAAAGUUUGUUUUGCUGAUAUUCAAACUACGCAGAAAGUACAUUUACAUUUAUUCACUUAGCAGACGCUUUUAUCCAAAGCGAAAUUGAAUCGCAUUAUACUUUUGCUUCUCACUAUGUGGGAUCGAAGCCUCGACCUCAGCAUUGCUUACGCCAUGUUCUAACCAGUGAGCUGCAGGAAAGUUAAAUACCCAUAAAUAUUAUUGACUUAUUAUUUUCAGGGUUAUGGGAUUGUUCAGGGAUAUAUACAAUCUACAUUUAUCAAGACAAAACUGGUAUUUUCUUUCAAAAAUGUAAAACAGUUCAUGUACACUAAAUACUGAUAAUAAUCUGUUAUGAAUGUUUCUGUCAGACAUGAAUUUACACUGCUUGGUGUUAUUAAAUAAUAAUAAUAAUUUC
Messenger RNA from Triplophysa dalaica, 1747 nucleotides. RefSeq lists its product as uncharacterized. Gene Ontology annotation, molecular function: GTP binding. NCBI's taxonomy places the organism in Eukaryota, Metazoa, Chordata, Actinopteri, Cypriniformes, Nemacheilidae. The record is from RefSeq and is a predicted model, not a curated record. Bases 36 to 1310 code for a protein of 424 amino acids. The transcript is spliced from 3 exons.